AUGCGUCUCACUCAAGCGAGCGUUAUUGCCAUUCUUGCCUUCACUGCGACUGCAAAGCCAAUUGCCAUUCGGAGCGAUGAUGUGAAUGCCCUGCAGGAGUACCAAAAGUGUUGUGAACAACGCGAUAAGUACGAACCCAGCAAGAUCUGCAUUCCACCUAAAGAAGACAUCCCCGCUGUGCCAAAGGAGGACGAGGAGGAGGGUGAGAAGGAGACGUACCCAACACCCACUCCCGGCCAUCCCAAGCCGGAAGAAGACGAGACCGACAUUUUCUAUCCUGUGGAACGAUUUGCUGACAAUAGGAAAGAGGAAGAUGACUACCCAGCAGAGCCGCCCAAGGACGACGAAAAAGAUGAAGACGAUGGCUACCCCACAAAGCCUCCUAAAGAGGAGAAGCCUAGCCCAAAGCCCCCCAAAGAAGACGAGAAAGAGGAGGACAAUGAUUACCCAAUGGAGCCACCCAAGGAGGAAGAUAAGGAAGAAGAUAAGGAGGAAGACAAGGAGGAUGACAAGGAGGAUGACAAAGAUGACUACCCUACAAAGCCUCCUAAAGAAGAAGACGAGGACGAUAAAGGUGAAUAUCCAGCAAAGCCACCCAAAGAAGAGAAACCGCAUCCAAAGCCUCCUAAGGAGGACGAGAAAGAUGAGGACGACAAACACGACGACUACCCGGCAGAACCACCCAAGGAGGACGACAAGGAAGAUAAAGAAGAAUACCCUACGAAGCCCCCCAAAGAGGACGAGAAAGAUGAGCACGAUGAAUACCCGGUUGAGCCACCUAAAGAAGAAAAGCCACAUCCAAAGCCCCCCAAGGAAGACGACAAAGGCUACCCUACGAAGCCGCCCAAAGAGGAUGAGAAAGACCACCACGAAUACCCUGAAAAGCCCCCCAAGGAGGAGAAGCCUCACCCUAAGCCUCCGAAAGAAGAGAAGCCAUACCCAGAGCCGCCCAAGGAAGAUGAGAAGCCUCCUAAGCCAACUCCAGUUCCUCUUCCUGAACCACAGCCUGAAGAGGAGGAGAAACCAUCUGAACCAACUCCAGUUCCUUUGCCUGAACCACAGCCCGAAGAUGAGAAGCCCUCCAAGCCAACUCCAGUUCCUCUUCCUGAACCACAACCUGAAGAGGAAGAGAAGCCAAGCUGGCCACAACCAAAGCCUCCCAAGGCAUACUACUUCGAUGAGGAAAUCACGCUCAAGUGUGAGCACGGCAAAAUCGUCAUCAAAGGCCAUAUGCAGUAG
This is a messenger RNA of Exserohilum turcica Et28A, 1239 nucleotides long. RefSeq lists its product as uncharacterized. The transcript has 2 exons. Lineage: Eukaryota; Fungi; Ascomycota; Dothideomycetes; Pleosporales; Pleosporaceae. The coding region runs from base 1 to 1239 and encodes 412 amino acids. The record is from RefSeq and is a predicted model, not a curated record.